GAGAGAAAACCGGAUGCGUCUGAAACUAACCGUGUUUACUGUGUGCUGUAUCUUUCUCUCAGUCAGAUCGGCACAUACCGCUUAGUUUAGGACACUAAGAGACAUUCAGCAGAUAAACUGAGCUUUUCCGGCGCCUUUUGCGCUUUUUCGUGCGUUUUGGUCUGUUUCCGUGCUGUGCACAAAGAUGAAGACACACACUAGAGUUUCACUGUUGUUACAAUUCGGAAUUUCUGCAGUCGUUUUUGCUGAGUUACCCACUCCUAGAAACAUCACUGUUCACACCCUUAACACAAAUUACAUCUUGAAAUGGCACUGGGAUCAGGGACCAGACAACAAAUCCGUUACGUUCACUGCACAGUAUCUGGCUAGGUUUAAAAUCAAGGCUCUGGGCAAGUACAACUGGACAACAGUGUGUGAGGCCACAUCAGAACACCACUGUGACUUCACAGCUGAGGACCUGUAUUACUUUGGAAUCUGGAUUUUGCGUGUGAGGGCUCAAAAUGACUUGCUUGUGUCCUCCUGGAUCCAGAUUCAGUUCUGUCCCGACAGAGAGGCUGCCAUUGGCCCGCCUUCUGCAGUGGUUGUGAGUCCUGUUAAAGGUCUCCUGCAGGUUGCCAUCUCUGACCCUCUGACCAACAAAAAUGCUUCAAUGAAAAUGUUGUUACAACAUAUGUAUUACUAUAUUCAGUAUUGGAAGGACCCUUUGGAGAGUCAGAAACCUACCAGUCUGACAACCACAAAUAACCUGGUAAUUCUGCCUGACCUGGAGAGUCGGACAUGGUAUUGUGUGAGAGUGCAGUCUCGCUAUGACUUCUAUGACAAGAUCAGCGUCUUCAGUCCCACUUAUUGUGAACAAACAGAUCGUCAGAUGUCUUAUUGGCAGAUCUUUCUGUAUUUCCUGCUGUCACUGGCGCUGAGUUUCCUGUUUGUGCUCGGGCUGUUCUUUUGCUUUUUGAAGUCUUUUAAGGUCAUCAAGAACACCUUCUACCCCUCUAUCCCACUGCCCACCCACAUACAAGAGUACCUCUGCGACUCCCCUGGUUCAGACAUGCCACACCUGCUGACCACAGAUUCUGAAGUGGAGUUCUGCUGUGACCAGCUGGAUGUCCUGACCUCUGAUGCCCUGGUCAACAAUGUCAUCAUGGAGAUCCAUGCCCCACCCCAGGAUUCUGAGCAGGACAGCAGGAACUACAGUCGUCACAACAGCGGGGACUCAGGGGUCUACUCUGCAGAGGAGUCUGGUCAGAGCAGCCAGACCUUCAGAGGAGAAGAAGUGAAGUUGGAGAAAAUGGGACUAAUAAGCUUUCAAAAGGAGGGACGGGUGGAGUCAGAUGUGCAUGUUUAACGCAGCCAAACAAAACAGCCUCCAGAUGAGAUUAAAGUAGGCUUUUGUUUUGUUGUACUUUCUUCAAACCCCCUCCCCCAACAACCCUCCACCCCAAAUCUGCUUUCUCCUGUGAGCUUAGAAGAAACGGAAAGGAAACGGAAACGGAAGAAAAGGAGGAGGUAUGAGGAUGUUUUGAUCAGUCACUGGU
This is a messenger RNA of Pygocentrus nattereri (red-bellied piranha), 1535 nucleotides long. RefSeq names its product interferon alpha/beta receptor 1a-like. NCBI's taxonomy places the organism in Eukaryota, Metazoa, Chordata, Actinopteri, Characiformes, Serrasalmidae. The record is from RefSeq and is a predicted model, not a curated record. Bases 185 to 1345 code for a protein of 386 amino acids. Gene Ontology annotation, molecular function: interferon receptor activity; protein binding. The transcript has 7 exons.